CCGCUGUACGGUAUUGAGUAUACACCGUGUUUAGUCGCGUUUACCCGUUUACCGGCUGUUAAUAUUAUUAUUAUUAUAAUCAUUAUUUAUUACUAUUAUUACUAUAUCCGAACGCUUUCAGGCUUCGAUGCCAUAAUUUUGCCGUCCGUACACCGCACCGCGGCCAUCGUAGUCGAGUUGUUUUGGUACGCAUUACGCCAUUACGAGUACACGGCUACGGUACAGUGACGCCAGUGAGUGCACUGCCAUAUUGUCAUGACGCGUACUUACGAUAAAAUUGUUGUUGUCGUAAUCGAACGAAAACGUUUUAAUGUCAUGAUUUUAUAGCUUGUACACAUUGUUGUAAUGUUGUAUAACGCCAAUAGAUGAAACAGACUCGUCCUACGACGUGCACGCGAAUUUUAUUUCAAUUCUCUUCAUUUGAUUUAAUCUUUCUUUUUUUGAUUUUAUAUUAACUUCAUUUUCACCUCGCCACUCGUCCGAAGAGACGUUUUUUUUUUUUAAUUUUAAUUUUUUUCAAAUUUUCUAUUACGCGCCGCGGCUGCGCUCGUUCCAACUCAGUGUUUAUUUAGUAUUUGUUGGUCUGAUUUAUCAUUUCAUAUCGAGUAAAAGUUAUUACGGAAACACAUGCAUGAAUGUAUUUCUUGCCGUUGUAUACCCAGCAUCACCGUCAACAGAUACCCGCUACUUCUACUACUGCUACUACUAAGAUUACAAUACUACUACUGCUACUACAACACUUCUGCAGUCUGUGAGAAAGCGAUCAUUAAGAAAUCCUAGUUAAAUUUAUUUGGACAUACACAUUUGCCAAUUGAGCAUUAGUCAUUGCCAUUUAUUGCUCAGGAUACACAACGCUUGUUAAGACGACUUAGAUAAUAAAUUAUAUCAAUUAAGAAAAAUAAGUUACCAUCAUGAGUGUAAUAAUUAGAUUGCAAAAUCUGCCUUGGGCGGCCAACGCCGCGGAUAUUAGACAGUACUUCCAAGGGUUAUCGAUACCCGAAGGUGGAGUUCAUAUCGUCGGCGGUGAAAAAGGCGACGUCUUCAUCUCUUUCAGUACUGACGAAGACGCUAGACAGGCUAUGCUUUCGGAUGGCGGAUGCAUCAAAGACGUGCAGAUCAGACUUCUGUUGAGCUCGCGUAAUGAGAUGCAAAAAGUAAUCGAUACAGCCCGACAACAAACCUUGUAUAACGCAUACAUGCAGCAAAAUUUGAUGCAACAGCCUCAGAUCCCCAUAGUCGGGUCAUUGCAGCCACCGUUGACUGCUAAGGUCUUACCGCAACCACAACAACAGGCGAGGCCCGACCGACUCGGUGCGCAGAUGUUGCGCAGACAACCCUUAAUGGACAACAUGUCAGUACUUAUGCCCCAAGACAAACAGCAACAAAUGCAACAACAGCUUUUGUCUCCAAAAUCAUUAGAGAACAGAGAUCGUGACGAUAAGGGCAACAAACGCAGUGAUCGAUCUCGGUCGAAAUCCCGAGAACGGCGGUCCAAGUCGUCACGUAGUGGUGGUGGUGGUGGUAGACGGGAAAGGUCGAGGUCUAGAGACCGGCGGCGCCGGGACCGGAGCCGAGGGAGAGACAGGUCUAGGGAUAGGUAUCGCGGUGAUGGCAGAAGCUCGUCGAGCCGAGGAAGUGGAGGCAAAUCGCAAAGGUCACGGUCACCUGUCGCCAACAAAGGGGUAGACGGUAAGUUGAUCGGCGAUCAACAGGCUCAAAUCAAUCCUUGGUCCUGUCAAUAUGACAACAUGCAGCAACAGCAGGCAGCGAUGGCUGGGGUAGAAAAUCAUCAGCCAGCCACGAUGAUGAACAACGCAAUACCCGGCGGCAUUGCCGGAUUCCCGCAAUUUAGGUCGCCACCCCAGCCACCCAUCAUUCCCGUCAUACUUCCUCAGAAUUCUUUUCAUCAACCACAACAACAACAACAACAACAACAGCAACAACAACCGCCGCCGCUAAUGAAUCGAUGGCCAUCGAGUGGCGGAAACCGCUCACAUCAGCAGCAGCAACAGCCAUACGUUCCCGACAAUGAUUUUCGCGCUAACGUAUAUGGAGGUGGUGGUAGUGAUGACGAGGACGAUCGACAAACCGAAUUCGACAACAACUUUCACGGAAGGUAUAACGACAACUCUGCACCGGGUAUGAGGAGAGGACCGCCUGGACAAGAUUUCCGAGAGCAACGAGGUUUCGGCCCGAACCGGGGAGGUCCUAGAUUUCACAAACCGCAACAGGCCGUGCCGCCCGUUGUGGGACAGCAUAACCGCGGUGGCGGUGCAGGUCAGCGGUCGUUCGACGAGUUUGGUAACAGCAGUGGACCCAGAUUCAACCAUCAGCAGCAUCAACAGCCACCAAGGUAUGGUGGCCACAACAUCCAAGAGGGCGGUGGGAGAGGAGGCAGACCAUCCAGGUUCAGCUCGAUCAACGAAAAUGGUAAGCCUUAUUCCAGGUUUAAUCAAGCACCACAGCAGCAGCAGCAGUCGCGCCGAGACAACGACGAAGGGCGGCCCGUCGACUUCGACGAUUCCAAAAGAAUACCACCCCGGUACAACGACCGGUACAGGUACGACGUUCGGAACGCGCAAGUUCCUCACUCUGAAGGCUUGUGUGUGGAGGUAAACAACAUGUCCAAUCCGUUCUCGUACGGGGACAUCCGAAAACUGUUCGAGGGCAUACAUAUCGAUGGGUCGGCGAUCAAGAUCCAAAAACACCGUCAGGGCGUAGCGUUCGUCCGGUUUGAUAACAACCACAACAAGAACUUGGCCAUGAAAGUCAACGGGACCGCGUACAAGGGUAACCACGUAGUAGUCAAACACCUGGACGACGAGGCGUACGAGCGGGAUAACACGGAUGACCGGCCGUAUCCGUCUACGGCGGGGGCCCCGAACAUAGUCGAUCACGUGGACUUAGUGGACGACGACGACGACGAAGAAGGCGCAACUGAUCAGCCAGCGGUAUCGUCUGACAAAAAGAAAUCGAACAGGUCUAAAACCGAAGACGAAGGAAGCGACGACGAUGACGACGACGACAACAACGACCUGGUAGUGUGUGAAAAAAGCUCUAACAAGGACGCGUUGUCGACCGAAGACGGUGGCGACGAACAACGGAAAGACCCGCCGCCGACCAAAUAUCUGAAACUCAAACAGCUGCCGGUCACAGUGACCGAGGAAGACGUGAUGAACGAGUUCGACGGCGGCAGCGACGUGCGCCGCGUGACCUUCUAUCCGGAUGGCGAGUUCAUGGGCGCCGCGCUCGAGUUUAUUAACACGGAAGCUGCCGAAUCGGCGCUCAAGCGGUACGACUGCGUCUUGUUGGGCUCUACGCCUGUGCCCGUACUGCGAUGCUCCUACAAAGAGUACACGCAGAUCAAGCGCAAAUCCGGCGGCGGCGGCAGACGUUUUUCGAACGACAACAGCGGUGGCGGCCGUCACCAUCAUCACGGUCACCACCAUCACCACGGAAACAACAACCAUCACCAACAGGCGCCGUCAUCUUCUUCGCCCGUGCCGAUGGCGCCGCCGCCCCCGAACGUGUCGGGCGGUGCGCCGGUCGUCCGGUCCAACUGCUUGUACGUGUACGGCCUGCCGACGACCGUCACCAAUACGGACAUCACUCAGUUCUUCUCCGACUCGUCCGUGUUGCCGGACAAGAUACACAUCAUGCUCAGCAAGUUCGGCCGUCCCACCGGCGAGUCGUACUGCGAGUUCGGGUCCGCGCAACAGGCGAGCGCGGCCAUGGUCAAGAACCAAACGUACAUGGGGCCGAACCUCGUAUGCGUCGAGCCCAUCAACCGGUCGCUCAUGAUCCAGGCCAUUACCAAACCGAUGCAGCAGCACUGCAACAACCAUCACCAGGACAUGUCCUGGGGUGGCGGCGGAGGACCGCCGUCCAGGCAACAGCACCACCACCAGAGGCCCCAGCAGUACGGAGGUCACAACAACAGCGGACCGCCGUACGGCGGUGGCGGUGGUCGGCCGCAGCAGCAACAGUUCAACAUGAACAACGGCGGAGGCCGCGGCGGCGGCGGUGGCGGUUAUACGCCCAGGAUACGCGGUCCCGGACCCGGGCCGAACGCCGGUCCCGAAGGGUUUGGACAGCCCGGGUGCGUGAUCGCGCUGGACAACGUGCCGUACAGGGCCGAUGUCCAGCAGAUAGUGGAUUUCUUCGAAGGAUUCGAACUGAACAGUCAGAACGUGAUCCGGCGGUUCAACGACUUCGGCAAGCCGACCGGCGAAGCGCGCGUCAACCUCAGGAACCCGCAGGAAGCGUCGCGGGCCGUCCGGGCGCUGCAGAACAAGUCGAUCUUCAACAGGCCGGUGCGGCUGACGCUCUUGUAAAUCUCCAAACAAUCGACAGACCGACUAUUGCUGUUUGUUGUUGUUGUUGUUGUUGUUGUUACGACAAAGUUGUCGGUCUACUAAUAAUAUGCACUCGGGCGCUAUAAUGUUUUGAAAUAAUAUGUAUUCUAUGUAAUAUUCGUGUCAACUGUUUUCCUGAAACUUUGGCUAGAUGUAUAUUUUUUAAACGUCGAAAUAAGAGAUAUACUGUAUUGUAUCGAUUUUAUUUUGAUUUCGAUUGCUCUGAUUAUACACGCGGUGUGCUAAACGUAUUGUAACAACUAUAUUAUUCUUCGAGCGCUCCACGAUUUAAUUUAAACCUGAAUACCUGAUGUAUAAUUUGUAUCUAUUUUAAUAUCGUUAUAAUAUUUUCAUUAUGUAUGUUUGUAUAAAUAUAAUGAA
Messenger RNA from Rhopalosiphum maidis (corn leaf aphid), 4736 nucleotides. RefSeq lists its product as uncharacterized. The record is from RefSeq and is a predicted model, not a curated record. Gene Ontology annotation, molecular function: RNA binding. Gene Ontology annotation, biological process: regulation of RNA splicing. Bases 912 to 4334 code for a protein of 1140 amino acids. NCBI's taxonomy places the organism in Eukaryota, Metazoa, Arthropoda, Insecta, Hemiptera, Aphididae. Gene Ontology annotation, cellular component: ribonucleoprotein complex; nucleoplasm. The transcript is spliced from 5 exons.